AUGGCUCUCACAAAGUUUUUCAGCGGUUAUUUUCAUGUAUUUACUGUAUUAUGCAUAUUAAACUUAUGGGUUGCUCGUGUGUGUGAAGGGUCAAGAGCUGAAUUUGUCACCUGCGGUACAAUUUUAAAGUUAAUUAACACAGACUUAAAACUGCGGCUUCAUUCACAUGAUGUAAAGUAUGGGUCUGGUUCGGGGCAACAGUCUGUUACAGCGGUGGAUGUUUCCGAUGACCAUAACAGUCAUUGGUCAGUUCGAGCAGCUAUGGGUGAAACAUGCAAACGAGGAGCUCCGAUAAAAUGCAACACUAAAAUAAGACUGCAACAUGUUGGUACUAAGAAGAACUUGCACUCGCAUUACUUCUCGUCACCACUUUCUGGCAAUCAAGAGGUAUCUUGCUACGGUGAUGAAGAUGGCGAAGGAGACAGCGGAGACAACUGGACAGUUGUUUGUAAUAAUGAUUAUUGGAGACGGGACACUCCGGUCAAGUUUAGACAUGUUGAUACCUCUGCAUACCUGGCUGGUUCCGGCAGGACUUUUGGUAGACCAAUUAGCGGCCAAGGGGAGGUGGUUGGUGUUAGCUCUCAGUAUGGUGCUUAUACUGACUGGCAGGCCCAGGAAGGACUUUUUGUUCAUCCGAGUGAUGCUCUACCACAUCAACAACAAGCAAUCCAUACAGAAUUGUAA
This is a messenger RNA of Danaus chrysippus (African queen), 684 nucleotides long. The record is from the annotation of a GenBank genome assembly. Lineage: Eukaryota; Metazoa; Arthropoda; Insecta; Lepidoptera; Nymphalidae.